GAAAGAGAGAAAGGGGUUUGUAUUUGUACGGAACGUAACAAAAAAAAAAAAAAGUGGUAUCACAACUCAACAAGACAACGAGUCAAGAAGAAGAGCUAUUUCGUUUUCUUCUUGCUUUUGGGUUUUGGGAAACUAGGGCUACCUUCUUAUUUCUCUAAAGGGUUCUCAUAAAGAUUUCAUUUUGAUCUUUUUUUUGAAAGAGAGACACAAAAAUGUUGAAUGGGGCUACACCACCACCUUCUCUUCCUAUUACCAACUUCAACUUCAGCACCGAAAGGAUUCAAAUGUGCUUAGAGGAGAAUAAAGAGUUGAUUCUAGCUAUAAUGGAGAAUCAAAAUCAGGGAAAAUUCAACGAAUGUGCCCCGUAUCGAGCUAAACUUCAAAACAACUUGAUGUUUCUAAGCAAUCUUGCUGAUACACUAACCAAACAACCAGAUGUGGUGUCUCCUCCUCAACCCCAAAUGCAAGCUCAGUCAACAAUGCAACAAUUGCAGCAUCAUCCUCAAGCAGCAAUGUCUCAACAACAGCAACAUCAGCAACAGCAGCAUCAGCAGCAGCAGCAGGCGCUUUUCCUCCAUCAACAGCAGUUCAACCAAGCUCAAAAGGCCAUGCAAAUGGGAGCAGGAAUGGGAAACAGUCAAGAGAGCUUAGGAGCUGGUCACGCCGGGAAUUAUAUAGGGAAACCGGGUUUUGGAAAUGAUGGCACCAGUAAUUUUCUAGGGAAGUCUUUCGGGUACAAUCACGGUGGAGAAUGAGUCGGUGUAGGAGAGUUUUUCACUAUAAAAUGUCAAAUUAAAAACACCAUGACAUACACAGUUUAUACUAUAGUUUCAACAACUACUCUUAUCUUCAUUCUUGUAAGGAGGAUCACAUUUGACUUGAAUUGAUAAGUAGUCAACUAAUUGGUUUGAAUUUUUUAUUUUUAUUUAAAAAAAAAAAUCUGAAGAUUGUGAUUUUUUUGUAUUUUUCCUUCUUUCUCAAGCUUGUUGAGAUCACCAAAUUAACAAUUUAUUCAAAGUAUUUUUACUAUUGAACUUGACAUAUUCUCUUUGUACCAUUUUCCCUCAAAAUAUUGGUUUCUCAAUAUUAUUAAAAUAUAAUAUUUUUUUUGUUCUCUCUUGUGAAAAAAAAAGAAAAGAUUAAUAAAAGUGCUAUGGAGAGUUCAUUAUUCUACAUUUUCUAUUUUAAAAUUAAUUUUAUUCUUAAUUAUCAUAUGAAUUCAUUUGUGAUCUAUUAUUGUUUUUAUUCUUUUUUCAUUUUUCAUUUGUUGUGUGUUUUGUUGUCAAUUAUAUGGUGAUACCAUUUCUAAUCAUAACUAGGUAUAGCUUGAACGUGUAAAAGCUCUUUUGAUUUUCUAUGAUUACGUUAGGAUAAAAUUGAUAACUAAAAUUCAUGUACAAUACCAUAAAUAAUGUAGGCUAACUUUUACAUUUUGUUCCUAAAAUAUCUCUCUCAUAACAUAACAUCACUUUUGUUCUCUUAUUUCUAUUUUCUCACCACCACAACUCCACCAUCUCCCCCAACCUUUCAUUCUCUUUACUAAAUAUCACUAAAAUCUUGCUCAAAAGUGAAAAUUUUUGUUGCACCAAGCACGAAUUGGAGGUGGAAUGAAGUAGACGCUAAGCUGAGGGUAAUCAUAGGAAACAUCUACAGGAAUCUAUGGAUAAUUAGUGUUUUUUGUUUCUUUUUGUUGUUGGUUGUUAUAUAUAUUUUAGAAUGUUGUUUAAAUAUUUGAUCUGUGAGAUGUUGGUGUUUUUUUACUGAAUUGGUUGUGGAAAUUGUUGUUCUUGGAAAAUUCUACGAUUUUAUGGUUUUUGGGUUUUUUUUGUUAAGUCCAAUGAUGCCCAAUAUAAGUACAAUAGGGGUCCGACAGUGUGUUCAGUUCAAAGGUUAGGGGUAAUGUCUUGAUGGUGCCUGAUAUAGGUAUGAUAGGGGAUCUGAUAGUUUGUUUAGUUUAGUGGUUAAGGUUAUGUGUCUGAUAUAAACCAAUGGUUUGUCUGAUGUAGGUAUGAUGGGUUAUUGUUUUAUAUAUAAUUAUUUGAGUAUGAUUACAGCCCAAUUGUGUU
Molecule: messenger RNA, 2066 nt
Organism: Cannabis sativa
Lineage: Eukaryota; Viridiplantae; Streptophyta; Magnoliopsida; Rosales; Cannabaceae
Product: GRF1-interacting factor 1-like
Exons: 4
Coding region: 213-755 (180 amino acids)
Biological process (GO): cell population proliferation; leaf development; positive regulation of transcription by RNA polymerase II
Cellular component (GO): nucleus
Molecular function (GO): transcription coactivator activity
Source: RefSeq, a predicted model, not a curated record